This is a messenger RNA of Chelonus insularis, 1220 nucleotides long. RefSeq lists its product as uncharacterized. NCBI's taxonomy places the organism in Eukaryota, Metazoa, Arthropoda, Insecta, Hymenoptera, Braconidae. The record is from RefSeq and is a predicted model, not a curated record. The transcript is spliced from 5 exons. The coding region runs from base 141 to 1166 and encodes 341 amino acids.
UCGAACUGAGGUUAAGUUGCUCAACAUUUUUGGAAGUAAAUAGUAUUGUAAAAAAAACUUAAUAAUUAUUAUUAAUUAAUCAACGAUAAUUUUUAUAAUUAAUUAAAGAUAAAUAUUUUGAUAGUUUAUUGACAUUAAUAAUGAAUGAUCGUGCAUUUUAUUGUCGUUGUGUAAAUGACUUGAGAAUGUUUGGAACGAGAAAUGAAUUGAGUGCAGAUGAAAUAGAUGAAAUCUUCGAACAAUGUUUCAAAGAAUUGGAUAAAAAAUAUUUAACCUUUCGAAAUAAAAUUAUUAAACUAAUCAAAAUUAUUGUUUUCAUCUUUACCUUUAUUGUAUUCAGUAUUAUUGUUGUUUAUAACCAUCCUUCAACCCAUAAACUAUUUCUACGAAGCAUGCAAAAUUUCAUCUACCCUGGAUUCAAUGUUGUUAGAAAACUUGCAGUUCCAAUCAUUACGAGAUAUCCUCACCUUACAGAACUUUAUGAUGAAUCUUGCUUGGUAGAGAAUCCAUUUUUUCAUGUUUUAGAGAUGGACUGUUGGCCAUGUAAUGGUAUUCGAUCAGUCCCUAAUUUAACAGGAAUCAACAUUACAAAGAAUUUCAAUACCGGGAUACCAUUUACACGAUUCGAAAAUGAUACCAAUACAGAUAUGACCAGUAUUGUUGAUACUUAUUAUAAUCAUCAGGAAGUAUUUAUUUCUGAUGCUUUGAAAGUUACGUCAAAUAAUCUGGAGUAUAGAACUAUUUCUGAUGUUAUUAAUAAACAACUAAAUAAAUAUCCUUCCAAUUUGAAGAAUACUCAUAUCAGUUGGAGGAUUACUAGAGUAAAGCCUGGAAGAAUUUUAAGAAAAUUAUUUCCUAAAUUAUCUGGAACUCCUGACUGGUGGAGUCAAAGCGUUGAAAGAUUUCUUUUGAUUGAUGAACCAAAUGCAUCAAUUUAUAAUCUUCCAAAUCCUGAAUGCAGUAAUGUCAUUUUAAGAGCUACCAGUGGAAAAAGACUGAUAAAAUUAAUCCCGAGUUUAGAGUGUCAGUAUAAUUGUAGAACAAAUGCUGUAGUCUUAUCAGCGGGACAUUCGUUAUGGUAUAAUUGGUGGUAUUGGAGACCAAUAAGUCAACCGGUGAUAAAUUCAACAGAAAUAUCAGUGCAAUAUUUAACAUCAUUUUGUUAAUGCAUUUAUUAAUUUAUUUUUUUGAUAUACCAAUAAAAAAGUAUUAAAUAUUUA